GAAUUUUAAGUGCUUCAUCUUUCAUAUUCAUCAUUAAUCUCUCCCAAGUAGCAAAUUUAAGAAUGGCUUCACCACCUCACCAGCUCCACUUUGUAUUGAUACCAUUAAUGGCCCAGGGCCACCUUAUACCUAUGUCAGACAUAGCCAAAAUAUUGGCACAGCGUAAUGUAGCUGUCACCAUAAUCACCACACCACUCAAUGCCAUCCGUAUUAAAACCACCAUAGAUCGAGCUGUUCAAUCUGGGCUACCCAUCAGAAUUGCUGAACUUCAAUUUCCAUAUGCUGAGGUUGGUUUGCCAGAAGGAAGUGAAAGCAUAGACUCUCUACCUUCACCAAGCUUUAUCAAAAGUUUUUUGACAGGGAUAAGCUUGUUGCAGCAACCGCUAGAACAGUUGUUUGAAGAGCUCAACCCCUCUCCGUGCUGCAUAAUAACUGAUAAGCAUUUCGCAUGGACAGCUGAGACUGCAAACAAGUUUCAUGUUCCAAGGAUUUUGUUCGAUGGGACAAACUGUUUCCAUCUCUUGUGCACUCACAAUUUACACGUUUCCAAGGUCUGCGAGAGUGUUUCUGAUUCACAAACUUUUGUCGUACCCGGAUUGCCAGAUCAUAUUGAAUUCACAAAAGCUCAGCUACCAGGAAACUUCAAUCCAGGCUUAAACAAAGAUCUGAUUGGUUUUCGUGAAACGGUGAGAGAAGCUGCAGCAGGAGCAUAUGGAGUGUUAGUUAACAGUUACGAAGAGUUGGAACCAGCAUAUGUCCAGGAAUACAGAAAGGCGAAAGGAGAAAAGAUAUGGUGCGUUGGUCCAGUGUCUUUAUGCAACAAGGAGAGCUUGGACAAGGCUCAAAGGGGUAACAAGGCCUCCACAGAUGAAAACCAGUGCUUGAAGUGGCUUGAUUCAUGGGCACCAGGUUCUGUAAUAUAUUCAUGUCUAGGAAGCCUUAGUCGCCUUACACCUCCACAAUUGAUAGAGCUUGGUUUAGGCUUGGAAGCAUCGAAAAGGCCAUUCAUUUGGGUAAUAAGAGGUGGAUAUAAAAGAGAAGAAAUGGAAAACUGGUUAUUGGAAGAUGGCUUUGAAGAAAGAGUGAAAGGAAGAGGGUUCUUGAUCCGGGGUUGGGCACCACAAGUACUAAUACUAUCGCAUCCAGCAAUUGGUGGGUUCUUAACUCACUGUGGUUGGAACUCAACACUGGAGGGGAUUUCUGCUGGCAUCCCAAUGAUAACUUGGCCCUUGUUUGCCGAACAGUUUUUUAAUGAGAAGCUUAUUGUACAGGUAUUGGAGAUUGGUGUAAGGGUGGGAGCUAAAGUGGUUAUACACUUGGGGGAGGAAGAGAAUUUUGGGGUGAUGGUGAAGAGGGAGAAUGUUAAGGAGGCCAUAGACAUGGUGAUGGGUGAAGGAGAAGAAAAAGAAAAGAGAAGAGAAAGAGGAAGAAAGCUUGCAGAGAUGGCAAAUAAGGCAAUUGAAGAGGGAGGAUCUUCUUACCUUAACAUUACACUGCUUCUUGAAGACAUCAUGCAACAAGCAAAAAAAAAUCAAGCUAUUCAGGCAUGAGAGAGAGAGAGAGAGAGAGAGAUGACGUGUUCUUGCUUUAAUGCAAAUAAAACAAGUACGAAAGAAAUCUAAACGAUGGAUUAAUUGUAUUUAGCCCCCAAGAGUAUGGGUGAAUCUCAAUCUUCUCAUAAAUUAUCAAAUCAUGUAUUUUAUUUCUGACU
Molecule: messenger RNA, 1711 nt
Organism: Quercus robur (English oak)
Lineage: Eukaryota; Viridiplantae; Streptophyta; Magnoliopsida; Fagales; Fagaceae
Product: UDP-glycosyltransferase 73C6-like
Exons: 1
Coding region: 63-1550 (495 amino acids)
Molecular function (GO): UDP-glycosyltransferase activity
Source: RefSeq, a predicted model, not a curated record